CUUUGAUCUCCCCACAAGAUAUAAUUUCUUUUGAACACUAGGCUAUAAAACUUUGAUCUCCCAAUAACAGAUAAUUUCUUUUGAACACUAGACUAUAAGCUAAGUGGCGGAUGAUAUAAGUAGAUUCGUCCAACCCAAGCUAAAAUUGUAGAUUCGUGAGUGUGAGCCUGGUAUGUAUAUCAGUGGAAAUCAGUUGUAACAGCGAGUAUACCCAUUUAUGUGUUUAGGGUUUAAACUUUGAGAUAAACCCCAGACGGUAUUUGUUGGAACAAGAUGAAACUCUGUCGUUUAACGUUACGCGCACAAGGUGUUUGCCGAAAUGCCUCAAAGAACUUCAGCUCAUUCUCAACCAAAUUGCCCUUACAAACAUCAUCACCAUCACUUACCCAAAGGAAGAACAAGAAUUCAUCACAUGGGUCACCAACAUUUUCCAACAAAACCGAAUCUGAUUCAUCACUUUACAGAAGAAUCUCACCAGUAGGUGAUCCUGAUCUUUCAGUCGUACCAGUUCUGGAUCAGUGGGUCAGUGAAGGGAGGAAAGUUGAUAAAGAUUCUCUUGAUGGAAUUGUUAAAUCUUUGAUGAAGUUCAGAAGAUUCACACAUGCCCUUGAGGUAUUAGAGUGGAUGACUGAUAAACGAUACAUACCCCCUACAAAGGGUGACAUUAGGGACAGACUACAUUUGAUUUAUAAAGUUCAUGGUUUAGAGAAAGCCGAGGAGUUCUACAAUAACAUUUCACAAGUAUUCAAAGGAUUUCUUAUUGAUAUCUGCCUUCUUAACAUCUAUGCUCUUGAAAAGUUAGAGGAUAAAGCAGAGGCCAUGAUGCAAAAGUUACGUGAUUCAGGGCGCAUAUCGACUCCUUUGCCCUUCAAUAUCUUGUUAAAUCUUUAUUACAAUGUUGGAAAGUGGGAGAAAAUGGAUGCGAUAGUUAAUGAAAUGGAAAAUGCCGGGUUUUAUCAAGACAAAUACUCAUUCACCCCUCGGUUACGUGCUUAUGCGGCUACUGGUAAUAUCGAAGGGUUAAAUAAGAUCAUGGAGAUCAUGGAAGCCGACUCACGUGUUGGUAUGGACUGUGAGACGUAUCUUAUUGCUGCAAAUGCGUUUUUGAAAGCCGGGUUGGGUGAGAAAAGUUUUGAAUUACUAAAAAAGGUAGAAAAUUUGGCGUUAACCACAAAGGGUAGACAUAAAACACUCCAUACCGUGCUUUACACGUAUGCAAAGUUGGGAAAGAAAGGUGAAGUGGAUCGAAUUUGGAAGAUUUUAAAGAAAGAAAAGAUAUAUAAUGUUGGUUAUAGAAAUAUGAUUAUCUCGUUGCUGAAAUUAGACGACGUUGAAGGAGCCGAGACGGUCUUCAAAGAAUGGGAAAUGCAGGGUUUGUCUUAUGAUUUUCGUAUACCAAAUGACUUGAUCGAUGUUUAUGUUAAAAAUGGCGAAUUGGAGAAGGCAGAAGCUGUUUUGAAUUCUGGUAUUGAGAAAGGGGGUACUCCUAAGUUUCAUACAUGGUAUAGUUUAAUGAUCGGGUAUAUCGAGGUUGAUCAAGUCCUAAAAGGUGUCGAAGCAUUAAAGAAUGCAGUAUCGAAUUAUUAUGUUUCGCCUUAUGAGGAACCCGUUAAGGAUAAGUUAGCGAUCGUUAUGGAGUAUUUGGAAAGAAAGCGUAAUGUGGAGGAAAUGGAGGGAUUUAUGAAGUCGUUGGUCGCGGAAGGUGUCGUUUCUUCAACUGUGUGUGCACGACUAUUUGAUUUCAUCACGAACAUGACUUCAUCACCGUAAGAAAUGUUUCAGAUUGCAUCUAUUCUUCAGGAUAUAUGAGUGUAACGACUUGUUUUAUUCCUUAUAACCGAAAGAACUUGUUACUCUGAAAACUUAUGUGCCGUACUAAUAUUCAUAUCUAUGUGGUUUUACUUGACCAAGAAAGGCAUGUUUUCAUUAUAUUCAACUAACAUUAUGGUGAUUUGAGUUGGAAGGCUUUUGCCAUUUUCUAACCUAAA
Messenger RNA from Helianthus annuus (common sunflower), 1988 nucleotides. RefSeq names its product pentatricopeptide repeat-containing protein At2g20710, mitochondrial. The record is from RefSeq and is a predicted model, not a curated record. Bases 274 to 1770 code for a protein of 498 amino acids. Gene Ontology annotation, cellular component: mitochondrion. Lineage: Eukaryota; Viridiplantae; Streptophyta; Magnoliopsida; Asterales; Asteraceae. Gene Ontology annotation, molecular function: protein binding. The transcript is spliced from 2 exons.